Molecule: messenger RNA, 6845 nt
Organism: Paramuricea clavata
Lineage: Eukaryota; Metazoa; Cnidaria; Anthozoa; Malacalcyonacea; Plexauridae
Source: the annotation of a GenBank genome assembly
GCCACUGUGACAAGUGGUCAGAGGUAAAGUGGAAUACUUCAUGUAGGAAUAUUUCCAAGAUGGAGAUUCAAAUUUCGGGAUGUGUUUUUUCCUCCCUCUUUCUGGAACUUGCAAACAGCCAAGGGGAUAUAGUAAGUACUGCUCGUUGUAAAGUUUUCUAUAAAGAUAUUGUUUAUUUACACUGCUAAUAUAUCUCUUGUAGGAAGGGUUUUUAUUGGGAGAAAUCGAAGAUCGAACUACGAGUACUGUCAGUGACUCGCAAGAUGUCAGUGUUAAACAUCAUCGUAUUUUUGGUGAGCUUGUACAUUAAAUUAAAUAAACUAUUUUUGAAAUAGUUGUAUUCACAAAUUAAAGGUUUUUAACCGUAAAUUUCAUUUGGAAGCAAUGGAAAACCUGGGUAAAUUUUGAGAAACAUGAAAUAAAUUUUGAGAAACAUAAAUGACGUCAUAGUUUAGAAAUUAGAACCGGAAGGAUAUUAAUUGCUAUUUAAUUUUAGGCCGAUGGAAUUAAGGUAUCAGUUUACCGUCCAACCUCGCAAGCCAGGGUUUUUAUCAUGCUUUUUACUAUUCCUCGCCUCGAGCGUGAUAAAAACCCUGGCUUGCGAGGUUGUUUACUGUCACCUAAAAUUUCAAAAGUUGAUGCGGAUUUUUUUCAUUCAUUAUUUUUCACAAUUUGAAUUUGACCGAAAAAAUCCAAGAAAAUUUUGACAAUUCUUGAGCUUUUUGCUAGCUUUCGAGCUAUCAGCUAUGUCUUUGACUCUUUCCGAGCUAUCAGCUAUGUCUUUCGCCAUGGCUUCGCUAACUCUAUUUCCAGUUUUUGAAUACAAGCAGUAAAUAUGCACUGACAUUUGACCGCAGUGUCACUAAAAUGUGUUCUUGUUGCAUGCAAUUGACUCUCAAUUCAUAUGAGAGAAAAUAAUGGAUUGGGGUGUCUGUAUUACUCAGCGGCGGAUCUAGCCUCAUCUUUCAAUGGGGUGUUGUGUGACAAAGCCUUACUGCCCACUCUCCUCAGUAUAGUCUGCAACACUACUAUCCUAACAUAUAAUUACCAUUAUUUGAGAUGACUGAAUCUGCAUGUUUGCAGUCCUGUUACAUUUUACAUUAUCUUUUGUACAUAAAGUUUAUAUUGGCUUUUUAUCACAUAAUAUAGUAAGUAGUUCUGCUAAUCGCCAUUGGGUCAUUCCAGAAAACAUCCAUACCACCCCCCCCACGGAGGAAAUAGGAAGUUAACCCCCCUACCCCCUUUGGAUGUCCUAAUACAUUUACUAUUAUCAGAAACAAUUUUUUCUCCCCUCCCCCUCCGGACGGCAGAAAUUUCCUCCGUGGGGGAGUAUGGAUCUUUUCUGGAAUGACCCAUUUCGAAAAGCAGAGAAUGCAUGCUCGGUCAAGCACAUUUCUUAGGGUGCCCAUUUCUUAGGGCCACACCUCCUGCACCCCCUUGGUAUUACUUCAAAGUGGUGUCCGUAUGGACAUAUUUAACUGUAGCAUUUUAUUUUUCAGCUGUGCAGGAGAUUGUUGUUUGUCAAGGACUUUUCAGGUAUGAAAGUAAAACCCUUAAAAUAAGGUAUUUGUGUCAAUUUAUGGGCCAAUUUCCCAUUUUUAGACUUUUUCUUUAUUACCGGUAAUGUAUUAUUUUAUAUACAGUUUUUAUGAUGGUGUUGGACGUAUUCAUGUGGAGAAACUUGACAGAAUUCUUGGAAAGAAAAAACAGGUGAUACAUACCUCAAGAAAGUUAAUUUCAGCAAUGCUUUUAACCCACUGAGUGGUAGCACUCUCCCCUUGACAAGUAAAACUUGCCACAUAAAGGGUUAAGUCACUCCUCUUCACAAUAAAACAACACAAUGAUUAUAUUUACAUUGGCCUGGAACAAGUAGUUUAAUAAGUUUUCUGGCUGUAUUUCAGCUAAAUCAACAAACCCUCCUCUCUAUAUUGGCUAUCCCACAUCUCUAAUCACUCUCUCAAAUGUGCCUGAAAUAAAUAUGCUUCCCAGGGACUUGCAUUAUUUGUAUUAAUUGGGUCAUUCCGGAAAACAUCCAUACCACCCCCACAGAGGAAACUGGAAGUCAACCCCACUGUGAGAGUGCCCCUUUAGAUGUCCUAAUACAGUACACUAACAGUAGAACCUGCCUUACAUCCACCCCAUUAUUACGGCCACCUCUUUAUUACGGCUACUUAUUUUUGUCCCCGAAAAAUGCCAACUGAAGACAAUACAUUUUCUUAUAAAGAUACCCUGUUAAAAUGCCCCCCCCCCCUCUCACCCUGUUAAUAUGGCUAAAUGUUUUCGACCCGUCCUUGGCUGUGUUAACAAGGUACCACUGUACUAUCAUUAGAAACGACUCAUUAGAGAAAUUCACACUGUUUUUUUCUGCAGGUUGCAUUGGGAUGGUUUAAAUUCCGAAGAAAUACAAGACUUUGUGUAUCAAUGCGAGAGAAAGUUAUUCAUAGAAAUCUACUAGAACAAUUUGGGAUUAAAGAUUCUGAAAGUAGGUGCCAAAGAUAUUAUGUUUCAUUUUGAAUAACCAUGCCAAACAACCAAAAGGUAUCUUUAGUUUAUUUUAAAUUAAGUUGAGCAGUGGAAGACAGUGUAAAACGAGGGGUGCUAACUUACAAUAGAUUAGGUUUCCAGCUGCCAAUUUUCCGUAGUUGCUUUGUAUCAAAGUUAUUUUUUCAAAAUAUGUUAAUUUGAUUUAGAGGGGGUGGUUGCCAGGCUUUUAGCCAGAAGGGCGUCCUGAGAUGCUCCUAGAACAAAACGUGGAUGCCUUUGGACGCCCAAAUUAUGGGGGAAAAGGGAAAUUAUUAUCAAUGAUUCCCUAAGUAUAUUAACAUAUCCGAAACGAAAUAGCUUCAAUUCUCAUUAUUAUUAUAUAUUUGACAUUUUGAUAAAUUUAACGGUGUACCUGGCUGAAUGAAAAUGUCAUAGUUAAAAGUAAAGAAGCAAUAGUGGCACAAACUACUAACAUGAAGUAACAAAAACUUCAAAGGUUUUCCAGAGGAACGUUUUCUCUAACCCCCACACCCCUCUUUAUGGUAGAUCUAUAGUUAUGUCAAAAUUGGACGCCCUCUUUUAGGACCCUGGCUAAAAGCCUGGUGGUUGCCCUCCCUCCCAGUGCCCACCUUAAAUGAACCCGAGUAACAAUAACCAAGGAAUUAUUACAUCAUGGAUUUAUUACCUUGUUUUUGCUUUUUAUUUUAUUUUAUUUAUUUUAUAGAUUUUGUUUUCUCUGUUUUCUCAUCACAACAUGCUAAGAAUUUAGCAACUCACACAUUUCGAUAUUCAGCUUUUUAUUGUCCAAAACAUUACAACAGGUGGGUAAAGAAGUGGAAAACUACUAGAAUUUAAUUGUGUUGCAUCCGUUCUGGUCAAUUACAUACUGUAUGUCUGUAUGUCAGGCUAUGCUUUCCUUAGAUGAAUCUUCUACAAUAUUCUAAUAUUUAUAUAUCAUUUUCAGAGUGUUUAAUGGGGUACCUAUACAAAUUAUUAAUCUUGGCAACACUGCACAAACAGAAUAUAAACAAGACAUUGCAGCAACAAGCUCUACAUCAAAACAAUAUCAGAAUGUCAUUGGUUCAUUUAGGUAAGUAAAAUGACCCAUUCAUCUAUAAAGUUGUUGAGAUUUCACUUUGCAGUUGGUUAUUUCCCAUUAGGCCAAAUACAAAAAAAUACUUGGUUAGCGUCACACUCUCACAAAUUUUCAGAGGCGGGCGGGCGGAUUUUUUUUUUAAUUUUUACUCGUUUUUUAAUUUUUUAAUAGUAUUUUUGGAGGGGAUGGGGGGCGGUUUUUCCACCAUAUCGGUGAUAUUUUUUGUACUGAUGUUGCGAAGGCCGCCAUUUUGCUUUAAGAACCUUGUAUACCCAAGCCUACGCGCUCCUAUUGAUCAGUAUAUAGCGCGAAGGUCUGAGCAUGAGAAAAAUUUCAAAUAUUAAACUGUUUUAAGCUGUAAAACGAAGAGAUUUACAUACAAAAAAAUUUUAAAAAAAUCAGAGGCGGCAGAAAAUCGAGAGGCGGGUGGUGACGCUAACCAAGUAUUUUUUUUUAUUUGGCCUUAAGUUGCAUUGCACCCAAUUUUACUCUGCCUAACGCCAGAUGAUUUUACUUGUCAAGGGGGGAGCAUGCUGAUGCUCAAUGUGUUGCUGAUGCUCAAUGUGUUAAUCUGCCCAUGCAUCCUGUUGACCUUUUGGCAUUGUAUCUUAGAGCGCCCUACUUUGUUAUUUUACUCUGCGCCAGGCGAUUUACUCGUCAAGAGGAGAGCACUGGCACUCAAUAUGUUAUUUAAACUACCAGUACCUGUCUGAAAAAGAUAAGAAAAACUUAUUCAAUGAAGGCUUUUCAUCAUAAAGUUAGUAAGAAGAUGCUAAAUAUUUUUCACAUAGUUUAAGGAAUCUUACAUACACUGGACCCUCACAAUUAAGAUAUAUUUUCAGGAAUUUCAGACACAAACCACAGCUGCUUAUUGCAGAACACUUGUCCAGUGCCCCACAUUUAAGAUCUCUUUUUCCAUGUAGUUCAGACACAAACCACAGCAACUGUCAACUUAUGUCUUAUUGCAGAGUACUAGUUUCCACACAAUUAAACCGCAACAGUUUAUGGAAGAAUAUUACUUACACUAAACCUCCAGAUUUGAGAUAAUUUACUUGUAUAAUUAACCAUAAAUGGAUUUUCAGGGUGAGCAAGGGCAUCUGCAGCAGGUGUCUGGGUCACAGUCCCUAGUGGGGACAGGUUGGGGAUAAGGGGCUUUGCCCCGAAAGAAAAUGGAAGGUCUUAUGUAGUUCAAAAUCCUAAUUUCAAUACUACUGUUAUUUUAUCCAAUAGCAUUUAAGUUUAUGACUUCUGAGGAGGUGCAAAUUUCUCUAUGUGGGAUGGGAAAAUGUUCUCAGCAAAAAUUUGUUGGGGGUGCAAGCCCCCCCCCCCCCAGCAAAAGCUGUCUAUGAAUUGAACUACGUUUAAUAUUGUUGUUUUUAGUGAUGAAUUCCUGGAUAAUGUAGGGCAGUUACAGCAAGUGAAACAUGCUCGUUCAAUGUAUAAAAACAUGUUAGGGAAAUUGAAGGUAAAGUUGUGAAGUCAUCUCGUUUGCUGCCUUGUUCAUGAAGAGAGAAAUUGAUUCUCAUCAGCCAUAUAAUGUUCCUGAAACCCUGUACCUCACAGAAAAUAUGAUGUUGUAGGGUUUGAAGGAAGCUGUUCAUAAAAGCGAAUCACAGCUGAUAGGUCUUUCAGAUAAUAUUGAGAUUCUUAAACAUCAACUGGAGAAGGCAAUGCAGGAGAAAAGAUUAAAACCAGAAGAUACAACAUCUGAAGGUAAAUAUUCAUACAAAAUACAAUUGGAAACAAUGUGUAUGACCAUUAUAGUUUUUUUACUAUUAUGUGUUAUUCUCUUUAACAUGUCCAGUAUCUUAAACAAUAUUGUCGAUUUUCACUUUCCACCAGAUGAUCUUAUCCUGUUGGAUGACAAAAGUGAACAAGAUCUGAUGUCUUUUGAAGAUUUGGAGACUGAGGAUGAAAGCUCACAAGAAGCAACAAAACAUGUGGUUGUUGCAAAACAUAUUUAUACACACACGACACAAGAAACAAACUCUGCAGAAACAUCUGUUAAUCAUACAAGACCAGAGCGAACAAACUAUGCAAAUGAGGAUGGCCACAGGUCUUAUGAUCAUCAAAGAAAAUCACCACAAUAUUAAGAUAUUAGUAUCUGAAUGAAUAUACAAACAUGAUUUUUUUCGGAUAGGUUAAUGUUAAAUUUCACACACUGAAAUGUGAAUUAAACCUGGUAAGGGUUUGCAACACACAAUACUGUGACAUUGCAACACACAAUACUGUGACAUUGCAACUACAGCUCAGGAACUUCAUUGAUACAAUGAAAAAGUAAAAUGAAGUACUCUAGUUGUUACAAUUUGUUAUGAUUAAGGCAAUCAAAUGCUGCAAAUCCACAGCAGGUUUUGGAGGUGAGGAGAACAAUGUCUUAGAAUAAUCUUGGGUCUUGAUGAAAGGCCAGAUAUUUCAUUGUGUAUGGCAUAUAACCUUGAAAAAAGAAAGGAAAAUUGUAUAUUCACAAAAAAACCUGCAGAUGCUGAUCUGAAUAUAGAUUCAUGCAGAGGUGCAACUGUUGGGGGGGGGGUUACACCCCCCAGUUUAAAAAUGGUAUGAUACUCAGGCAAAUUUUGCCUAGUGUUCGACUGUUUUUUAGGCAAAGAAAUUGAAGUCAUCUGAGGAAAGGAUAGAAAAGUUCUGUCAACAACUCACACUCCCCAAGUAUGUACAGUCAAGUUGCAACCCUGGAUUGUCAACAGUUGGCCCGGGUAAGGAUUAGGAUCAGCAUUCAUGAGCAGCAAGCCACAAAUCUAUAACUGCAAUCUAGGCUAUCUAGCUACUAUACCUAAUGAUCUGGCUCGUCGAAUUGCCCUUUUUAUUUCAUUCUGCUUUAAUUGACAUAAGCCUAGAAAAGAUAAAAACUUGUUACAUUGCAUUAUAAUAAAAUUAACAUUACUAACUGUACAUAUCUAAGCCUUUACCUGUUGCCACCUUGCUGUAUAUUCUGCCUGUGUGCGGAGAUACAAAUUGAGACAAUAAUCUCACAUUCUAAAAAAAUUUAGAAGUUUAGAUUUGGUCAGGGUCUUGCUAUUUGUUACCAAAAUUGGGUGAUUAAUAGUUUCUAUUCUAAGCAUCAAUGAAUUGACUACAGAAUAGUCAUUCCUAUAGUACCAGAUCGAACAGACUGGAUAUCUUUCAGUGGGUAAAUGAGAUGGAGAUUGCUACCUUGUAGUUAAUAGAUAUGUCUCCAUGCUUAGGACAUAGCAAACAUCCUGUGGGUCUAUCUUCAGGAUCCAUUUUCUAGAAACAUAUAGAUUAGGGU